Molecule: messenger RNA, 3643 nt
Organism: Ruditapes philippinarum (Manila clam)
Lineage: Eukaryota; Metazoa; Mollusca; Bivalvia; Venerida; Veneridae
Product: phosphoenolpyruvate carboxykinase [GTP]-like
Exons: 12
Coding region: 167-2101 (644 amino acids)
Biological process (GO): response to starvation; cellular response to dexamethasone stimulus; hepatocyte differentiation
Cellular component (GO): cytosol
Molecular function (GO): phosphoenolpyruvate carboxykinase (GTP) activity; manganese ion binding; GTP binding
Source: RefSeq, a predicted model, not a curated record
GUUGCGAUUGGCGGUUGUUAAAUCCGAAGUGUUACGGAAAUCGCCGAGAAGAUGCGAUAGGGUAAGCAACGAAUCGUUCCAAAUGAACCACUCAAUUACACGCAUGCGCAGUGACUGGGAUCAUUGACCGGCCGGCUUACAGAACGCAAAACUGAGGUGUACCAACAUGGCACAGAAGAAAGGACAACAAGAAAUGGAUGAUUGUGAUGACAGUUUGUUUUACGAGGUUCAUGAGAUUGUUGUGCAAAAGUUGGGGCAUGUACCAAUAGCAAAAGGUGACUUUAACAAGCUUCCAAAGGCAGUUCAGAGAUUUGUAGCCAAAUGGGUACAGAAAUGUCAGCCUAGAUGUCUGUAUAUUUGUGAUGGUUCUCAAGCUGAAGCUGAUGAAGUCAUUCACAAGCUUGAAGAAAGAGGUCUUCUCCACAAACUCCCCAAAUAUGAGAACAACUACAUUUGUCGCACUGACCCUGCUGAUGUAGCCAGAGUAGAGUCCAAGACCUGGAUUUGUACAAAAGACAAAUAUCAGACUGUGCCACAUGUUGCCCCAGGUGUACAGGGAAUUCUGGGUAGAUGGGCCUCUCCCGAAGAUGCUGAAGCGCAAAUGAAAAACUUCGAAGGCUGUAUGGCAGGACGUACUAUGUAUGUGAUUCCAUUCAGCAUGGGUCCUAUUGGUUCUCCAUUAUCUAAGAUUGGAAUCGAGUUGACAGACUCUAACUACGUCUUGUUAUGUAUGAGAAUCAUGGCGCGCGUUUCGCCCGAAAUCUGGUCAGUACUUGGAGAUGGAGAAUUUGUCAAGUGUUUACACUCAAUGGGAUCGCCAAGACCAAACCAGAGGAAGACUAUUAAUCAUUGGCCAUGCAACCCAGAGAAGGUAUUUAUUGGGCAUUUCCCUGAAAAGAAGGAGAUUUGUUCAUUUGGAAGUGGUUAUGGAGGUAACUCUUUGCUAGGGAAGAAAUGUUUUGCCCUUAGAAUUGCCAGCAACUUGGCUAGAGAUGAGGGAUGGCUUGCAGAACAUAUGUUGAUUAUGGGUAUCACUAAUGAGAAGACAGGCAAAGAGAAAUUCAUCGCUGCAGCUUUCCCUAGUGCAUGUGGUAAAACUAACAUGGCUAUGUUGACAUCUGCUCUUCCGGGCUUCAAAAUCAGAUGCGUAGGUGAUGAUAUUGCCUGGAUGAGAUUUGAUGAAAAAGGAGACUUGUAUGGUAUCAACCCAGAAGCUGGCUUUUUUGGUGUAUGCCCGGGAACAAACAUGAAAACUAAUCCAAAUGCCAUGUUAACAUGUAUGAAAAACUCCAUCUUCACCAAUGUUGCCGAGACCCAAGAUGGUGGCUUCUAUUGGGAAGGACUUGAAGAAGAAGUGGACAAGAACAUUGGUAUCACUACAUGGUUAAAUCAGCCAUAUAGAAUCGGGCAACCAGGCAAAGCUGCUCAUCCUAACUCUAGAUUCGCUUGUCCAGCUGGCCAGUGUCCAAUUAUACAUCCAAAAUGGGAGGACAAAAAGGGAGUGAAAAUUGAAGCUUUUAUCUUUGGAGGAAGGAGACCACAAGGCGUACCUUUGGUGUUCGAGUCCUUCAACUGGCGUCAUGGUGUAAUGGUUGGAGCAUGUGUUAAAUCAGAAGCUACUGCUGCAGCUGAGUUCACUGGCAAGAAGAUCAUGCACGACCCAAUGGCAAUGAGACCCUUCAUGGGCUACAACUUUGGAAAAUACCUUGAUCACUGGCUUUCCCUUGAUCAUGCACCUAAUAAGGUUCCAAAGAUUUUCCAUGUGAACUGGUUCCGUACUGAUGAAGAUGGACAAUUUUUGUGGCCCGGCUUUGGAGAAAAUAUCCGUGUACUUGACUGGAUCCUGAGAAGAGUUGAAAAUGAAGAUAUAGCCCUUAAGUCACCCAUUGGUUAUUUACCAAAGAAAGGCUCCAUCAACCUUGAAGGUCUGGGUGACAUCAAGUGGGACGAAUUAAUGAGCCUUCCUAAGCACUAUUGGGAAGACGACAUUCGUGAGAACAAGAGUUUCUUAAAGCUCCAGGUAGGCGAGGAUUUGCCAAAGGUGAUAUCUGACGAGCUAGAAGCCCAGGAGAAGCGUAUUGAAGAGGAGCUUUUUGCUUAAGUAACGAAAAAAUUACAGCCGUUAAACAUAAGAUACAGUUAAAUAGCUCGACACUUAUAUAUAAAAAUUUUAGAAAUAUCAAAGAGCAGUGAAGUUAUUUUGUUCUCAUACAUCUUGUUGUUGUUGUUGUUGUUGUCUAAAGUAUCAGUUGAUAAAGUGAUCAGUGUUGUAGUUCAUCUUGAAAAUAAAACAAAAUAAACAAAAACAACUUUUUCGACGUUUAUAUAGUCAGGGGGAAAAAUGGCGAACAAGAUCUACGGACUACUAAUAACUUUUUUUAAUUGUUUUUUUUUUUAAUUAUAUAUUGCAAACUAGCAAAAUGUGAUUAUAUGUAGCUUUUGACAAUGAGUGUUAAUCAUUUAGUUGUUAUAUAUUAAUUAUAUUAACUCUUCAUUAUGAACUUUAAAGCUGUAUAGAUAUUUCUUUUUCGAAGAGCUUUCCAUAGUUUUGAUACUCUCCCUUUAGCAUAAUCUGCUUGUCACAUUUAAUUCAUUAAUUGAAAAGUAAGAUAGUUUGAUAUACAUGUAAAUAGAUAUUACACUAUUCUCCACCAUAAUUUGUUUUAAGAUUAUGAUGAAACAAAAAUUGUUUAGGUAACAAAAAUAGUUUCAUGUUAAUGAAUUGUGUUUUAAGCAAGAACUUUUCUUUGAAGAAGUUCACUAUUUGACUCCUUUCAGUUUUUAGUAUUUUUGUUUGUGAUAAAUAACUUUGAGUUUGUAGCAUAGAUGUGUGCCAUAGUUUUCAAAACAAAUUUUUUGUUGUUUUAUUUUUGAAAGAGAUUUAAUUAUGAGGUAUAAUAUUGUAAGUUAGUUCAGAACUAAUAAAAGAUGUAAAUACAUGUGGUGUGAUUCUAAAUCAUUCCUAAAAGUUAUUUAAAAUAAUAACAACUUUAUAUUCUUGAAAAGUGCUUUUUAUUUGCAAAGUGUAAUCCAGAAUGUGCAAUUGACUAUAUGGUGACAGUUUGGUGCAGUCAUUUUCUAUUUUAAAUUGCUUUUUGUUAAAGUAUUUUUUGUUUAAGUAUUUCUAAGUUUGUGUAUUGUUUUAUUAAAAAGAAGAAUUUCUACAAAAAUGUAGUAGGUACAUCUAGUAUGAUUCUAAUAAUCUUUUGUACUUAGUAAUUUAAAAUACUUUAUAAUACAGAAAAAAUUCUUGAAACAGAAAAGGGACAAUAUUUAAGGCAGGGACCAUAUGAUGAUCCUCAAGUUUAUUUAUUCAGUUUUUUCCCUUGCUUUCAUUAAUUGUAGAGAAAACGAGAGUCGCCUCCCUUGCAUUGUGCUUUAAUUAUUCAGCAAAAAAAUCAUUCACAAUCUUAUAUGUUAGUCAUUGUAAGAUGAUUUAUGAUUGAAAGAGGUUACAGAGUGGAUAGAUUUACAGGUACAUUGGCUUGUUAGAAUGCAUACUUUCAAAUAUAUUUAGUUUUACUAAUAUAUCAUAUCCAUGUAGUCUUGCUAGAUAUUUAAGCUAUGGUGUGUUAUUGUAGUUAUUAAACCUUGCCUCUCGUAGAGGAAAGGUGAUGUAAUAUUAAUAAACUUGAUCACCAUC